AUGCAAAAUUUUGAUGAAUCGGAAUCUGAGGGCAGCCACAACAACAAUUCAACCGCACCAUGCUCUUCUUCGGGUACGAACAAGAGUGAAUCAGCAGCAACAACAACAACCACUAGACCAUGUACUAGGUUUUGCUUUGAAGAUGUAGUUACUUUGCAGAGCACGGAACCAUCGGAACCCUCUCAUCGCGAUAAACAUCAACAUAAACACCAUCCUGUGAUGAUUGGUGUUGUUCAAAAAGUAUUUGGGUCUCUCGAUGAUGAUAGUGACUCGGAUGACUCGGAUGAUGAAAGCCUUCCAGAACUUCAAAAAGGACAAGUCGUUGUAGAAUGGGACAAUGGAACAAAGGAAGUCGUUGAAGAGAAUACAUUAAGCUUGAUUGAUCGAUCAUUACUUCAUGGAGAUAUUAUUUGUUUGAUCAGUGAUCCUUUCAAACAGAGUGGAACUGUUAUGGAUGUGACCAUGUAUUGCGAUGUUAGCUUUAUGAACACGGUAGAAUCAUUUACAGGAACAUGUAGAGACAAUGCGGUCAAGAUGAAAAACGUAAAUUCAAAAUGGCUAAAACCUCUACACUAUUACAAGACGGGUUCCUAUGCCAUUUACCAUGAUUGGUUAACAAAAAUUGAAUAUUGUGAAUUUAACGUUGCAAUUUUGUUUAACGAUGGGUCAAAAUGCAUUCUCAAAAGGCCUAAUCCAGUAAAAUUAUUGGACACAGAUAUAGAAGAUGAAAGCCAGGCGUUCUAUCCAUGCCAACUCAUUAAUUUUAACACGAAACAUAGAAAACGGAUUCUGAAUCAAGCUCAUUGGUUGAAUGGAGCAAAAUAUAAUGCUGACAAGCACAAAAUAGGUCAAGUCAUUAAUAUUACUCCCGUGCACGUGUCUGUUUCAUUCAUUCAUUCUGUAGAUAUGAAUGUGGAACCACCUGAUGAAGACAUAACUUUGAAAGACUUGAAAAUUUUCAAAUACUUUACCUACUCGAAUUGGAGCGUCAAUGACAUUGUUGUUUUAACAGACAACAAUGAUGCUCCCCAAUUUGUCGAAAUUGAUGACUAUGAAACACAAUCCAUGGACAUUCGAGAAAAAGUGGUCGUUAUCGAUAAUACUCAUACCGUUGUCGAUGUUGAAUGGCAAGAUGCUUCCAUAGAGAAAGAACUGCCAAGUACCAUGCUUCAACCUUUAGACCAUGUUGGAGAAUAUGACUUUUAUCCUCACGAUUUUGUUGUAAAUAAGAGUGACGAAAAUGAAGAAAAAGCCGUACAGCACAAAGUGGGCUGUGUACAACGUGUAAAUACCAAAGAGAGAAUUUGUACAGUGAAGUGGAUCACAGAUGAAUCGGGAAUACCUCUCGAUAAACCAAUCACGGAAGACCUUUCAAUUUUUGAUCUCUUAGACUCUACAGACUAUUGUUAUAGAUUGGGAGACGUGGUGAUUCGAGUCGACUCAUCCCAAAGCAAUGAUUGGGCAGGAGAAAUUAUCGCCAUGAACGAUGAAGAGCUUGUGGUUCAAUGGAUUGGUGGUAUGGUUUCGAAAUGUGCUUACAAUUCGGUGGUCACUGUAGAAAAAAUUGAAGCCGACUUUAGAGAUGACGAAUUCAAUCCUUACAAUAUUGAUCCUGAGACAAUUGAAGGAUCAGACAAAGCAGCUGAAUUUGAGAGAGAGCUGGCCCUAGCCAAUCGAAUUGCACAGAGAGUAUCAGAAAAUGGAGACGUUCAAUUAGUGCUCCCACCUCAUUUAAGGGCUCGAUUUUCAAAUCAAAGUGAGGACAGUGAUGAUGAAGAGGAUGAGAACGAAUCUUGGGAAACGGUAUCUGGUGAAGGCAAUGACGAAGAAGAGGAUGAGGAUGAACAAUCAUGGGAAACGCUGUCUGCAGAUGAUCAUCAACAGGAUGAAGAAACUUCUAAAAGCACUGACGACGAUGAUGAGGAAGAUUUGUAUGAACGAGGUGUUCAAGAUUACAUUCACAGGCUUAUCCAAUUGUCCAAUGACAUGAGAGAUAGAGAGGGAAAAAUCACAUACAAAUCCUCGUCAUCAGAAGAGUAUAUCAGAACGAAUGAGGAAGAGAAAGCACGUGCCACACGUGUCCACUAUGAUUCAACUGUGUUGGUGCCACCCAACAUUGCAGCUGAAAAGGAAUCUGCAACUUCUGUACCAAGUGAGGAACCCAUUGUAGGUUCUUCAAGCACAGAGACGACCGUUCCAUUUGAACAAUUUGAAGUGAUACCAGUUCAAGAAGGAAUUGACAUUUUAUCUGACCAUCAUUUCAGAACUUAUCAAUUUUCACACAACGCCAACAAGAAAUUCAUCCAAACCGUUCAAAAAGAAUGGCGCCUCUUGAAGAAUCUUCCUAAAAACAUUUUUGUCAAGACCUAUGAGAACAGAAUUGAUUUACUGAGAGCAAUGAUUAUUGGAGCCUCAGGAACACCUUAUUUUGACGGAGUUUUCGUUUUUGACAUUUAUCUUCCACACUCUUAUCCUAGUGCUCCGCCUGUGGUCAAGUUUUUCUCUUAUAACGAAAAAUUGAAUCCAAAUUUAUAUGAGAAUGGAAACAUUUGUUUGAGCUUGUUGAAUACUUGGGAAGCUAAACAUGACACAGAGGCAUGGAAUCCCAAAACAUCAAAUAUUUUACAAUUAUUAUUGAGUAUUCAAGGAUUGGUGCUAGUUCCAGAGCCUUAUUUCAAUGAAGCCAAUUAUGAUCGACAUUUGCAGACCUCAGAAGGAACUAACAAUAGUAUUAUUUACAAUGAAAAUGCAUUACUGCUCUCAGUUCGUCACAUGAUGAAAAAUUUGCGACAUCCACCCAAACAUUUUGAAAACAUGAUUCGAGCGCAUUUCAGAGAACGAGGACCGAAAAUAAUUGAACGACUAUUGUUCUACCUUGAUAAUGAGAACAAUCACAACAUGAGUGGGACAUCCUCCAACUCAACAACUACAUGGUCGUGUGACGCAAAUGGACUGAUGAGACAACCUAGUCAAGGUUUUCUCAAAGUGCUCUCACGUGUUGUUGAAAAGUUUAAGGCACUCUAUGCAGAAACAUUUCAAACUAAUGAUCUUUUGAGAUAA
This is a messenger RNA of Naegleria lovaniensis, 3060 nucleotides long. RefSeq lists its product as uncharacterized. Lineage: Eukaryota; Heterolobosea; Eutetramitea; Acrasida; Naegleriidae. The coding region runs from base 1 to 3060 and encodes 1019 amino acids. The transcript has a single exon. The record is from RefSeq and is a predicted model, not a curated record.